GGCAAGGGUGAAGUCAAGUUUAUGGGGCCAUGAAUGCAUAAUUUUGUUAUUGAGUGAACCUCCCGUAACUGCUUUGAUAGUAUUGAGAAACAAUAAGGAAAGAGAUCAUGCAACUUUCCUGCCCAGAAGCAUACAAAAAUCCAACUACUACAUUAUCAUCCUUUUUCACUCUCUUCCACUCAAUCAGACUCCCAACAGCCACCUCACAAAUUUCCUUUAAAAACGCUGCUUCUGGUUCUAGGAAGGCACCCCAACUCGUUCGAAUAUCUCCAGUCACUAAGUAACUGUAGCAAGCAGCCGCUGCAAUGGCUUCCAAGCAAAUCUGUGCCCUCUUUUUAGUGUUCUCUCUUCUUCUCCACUCAACAUUCACCAGCGCCUGCAAUUCAUGCAAACCCAAGCCCACACCCACUCCUCCUCCUCCUCCUUCACCAGCAUGCCCUCCACCACCAUCAUCUUGCCCCAAGGACACAUUGAAGCUAGGUGUCUGCGCUGACCUCCUUGGACUUGUCAACAUAGUGGUGGGAUCACCUCCUUCAAGCAAAUGCUGCGCUUUGCUCUCAGGCUUGGCUGAUUUGGAGGCUGCCCUUUGCCUUUGCACUGCCAUUAAAGCCAGUGUACUUGGAAUUAACCUCAACAUCCCCGUUUCUCUUAGCUUAAUCCUUAGUGCAUGUCAGAAGAAUGUUCCUGCUGGCUUCAAGUGUGAAUAAGAAGCCCCGAAGUUUCCACGCUAAGUUUGCUCUUGUACUUUGACUUGUCAGAAUAUCACCAUGCCAUUGGUGUUGGAAAAUUUACUAAUGUGCUUUAAUUUGUUGCUUUGAUUAGUUUGUUUUGAAGUUGGAAACAAGGUUUCUUUUCUUUUCUUUUUUUUUUUUUUGCUAGGGUUUGUGUUUUACAUUUUUAGGGUGUCUUAUCCCAAAGACUCUCCCAUUAUGUGAUAUUUGUUCAAGUUGAAUAACUAGGCCUGUGGGUUCAUUUACCUCAGCCUACAUGUAAUGUUUGAUUAAUGUUUGUGAAUGUGAAGUUGAUUUUCUUUAUGUUUACUCAA
Molecule: messenger RNA, 1045 nt
Organism: Theobroma cacao (cacao)
Lineage: Eukaryota; Viridiplantae; Streptophyta; Magnoliopsida; Malvales; Malvaceae
Source: RefSeq, a predicted model, not a curated record